Messenger RNA from Cyanidioschyzon merolae strain 10D, 1488 nucleotides. Its product is annotated as NADH dehydrogenase I flavoprotein 51kDa subunit. Lineage: Eukaryota; Rhodophyta; Bangiophyceae; Cyanidiales; Cyanidiaceae. The transcript has a single exon. Gene Ontology annotation, molecular function: NADH dehydrogenase (ubiquinone) activity; 4 iron, 4 sulfur cluster binding; FMN binding. Bases 1 to 1488 code for a protein of 495 amino acids. The record is from RefSeq and is a predicted model, not a curated record. Gene Ontology annotation, biological process: mitochondrial electron transport, NADH to ubiquinone.
AUGCAAGGUGCUGUUCGUGGAAGCUUACAGCGUGUGGUGCAUAAGAGAACACGCUGGCUGGUUGGCGUGUUCACAACGCUGCGUUCUUCCAGCAGCGUUGCAACUGGAGCUCCAGCCCCGAAACCGGAAACGUGGCGGGCGUCGAACGCCGAGCGUAGCUAUGGCUUGUUGAAGGACCAGGAUCGAAUCUUCACAAACUUGUAUGGUGAACGAGAUGCUUUCCUAGAUGGCGCACUCAAGCGAGGCGACUGGUACCGUACCAAAGACCUGGUUUUGAAAGGUCGCGAUUGGAUCAUCAACGAGAUCAAAGCCAGCGGUCUACGAGGGCGGGGAGGUGCCGGAUUCCCCACCGGGCUCAAGUACUCGUUCAUGCCUCGUCAGAAUCCGGACGGCCGACCUAACUAUCUCGUCGUAAACUGUGACGAGUCGGAGCCUGGAACUGCGAAAGACCGCGAAAUCAUGCGCCAUGAUCCGCAUAAACUCGUGGAGGGCAUGCUUUUGGUCGGUGUUUCCAUGGGUGCUCGCGCAGCCUACGCCUACAUUCGCGGCGAGUACGUCUACGAGCGUAAACAGUUAGAGCGCGCAGUCCAAGAAGCCUACCAAAAGGGUCUCAUUGGUCGAAACGCAUGUGGCAGUGGCUACGACUUUGAUGUGUACGUGCAUCAUGGAGCUGGGGCGUAUAUUUGUGGUGAGGAAACUGCACUCCUGGAAUCGCUGGAAGGAAAACAAGGCAAGCCGCGCUUGAAACCGCCCUUUCCCGCGAAUAUUGGUUUGUACGGGUGUCCUACCACCGUCACCAACACGGAGACCGUGGCAGUGGUGCCUACCAUUCUACGUCGGGGCAGCUCCUGGUUUGCCUCGCUCGGUCGUAAGAAUAACUGCGGCACCAAACUCUUCAUCAUAAGCGGGCAUGUGAAUAACCCCUGCGUGGUCGAAGAGGAGAUGAGCAUUCCCCUGCGGACGCUUAUCGAGCGCCAUGCUGGUGGCGUACGCGGCGGCUGGGAGAACCUGCUCGCUGUCAUUCCCGGUGGUAGUUCGGUUCCAUUGCUGCCCAAGGACAUCUGUGAUGAUGUGAUGAUGGACUUUGACGCUCUGAAAGAGGUUGGCAGUGGCCUGGGCACUGCUGCAGUCAUCGUGAUGGAUCGUUCAACAGAUAUCGUUGCGGCGAUUCGACGCAUCUCCUAUUUCUACCAGCACGAGUCAUGCGGCCAGUGCACCCCGUGUCGUGAGGGCACCGGUUGGCUCCAUCGAAUGCUGUGUCGCAUGGAGAAAGGCGAUGCCCGAAUCGAGGAAAUCGAUAUGUUGUAUGAGGUCACGAAGAACAUCGAGGGUCAUACGAUCUGUGCGCUGGGUGAUGCUGCAGCCUGGCCCGUGCAGGGGCUUAUUCGGCAUUUCCGACCGGAGCUUGAGCGUCGCAUUCGAGAGGCAGAACGAAUUCGACAGGAGGCACAACAGAACGGUGCUGGUGCCAGCGUGGCCACCGCUUAA